Messenger RNA from Chlorocebus sabaeus (green monkey), 3403 nucleotides. It is a transcript of the gene RASGEF1B, whose product is annotated as RasGEF domain family member 1B. Gene Ontology annotation, molecular function: guanyl-nucleotide exchange factor activity. Lineage: Eukaryota; Metazoa; Chordata; Mammalia; Primates; Cercopithecidae. Gene Ontology annotation, cellular component: plasma membrane. The record is from RefSeq and is a predicted model, not a curated record. Gene Ontology annotation, biological process: Ras protein signal transduction.
UUCCCUUUACUAUGGUAAUAGUGACAUUCAGCGGGAAAGGCUAGCACGGCGACGGCGCCCCGGCUCCCGCAGAACGGACGCUCGGGCCGCGGAGGGGGCUGCGCUCACUCGCACCGCUGGACGCCGGGGGCGGGCGGCCGCCGCGCUCUCCCCGCCCGGCCCGGCCCCUCCGCCGCCGCCGCCGCCGCGGGGCAGCCCCCGAGCCACGGCCCCGGCUGGCGGGCGAGCUGCGGGCAGGAUCCCGGCGCUCGGGCUCUGGCGCGGGGAAAGGACAGAAACGGAGCAUCGGGAGGGACCCUGCCUCACCGCUUGUAUAUGGCAAAGUUUCUCACCGAGCUCCUGGGCUGCACGUUGCCACGCAAGGGCGCCUCUCCCAUGUUUGAGUCUAAAAGUCAUUCCCGAGUUGGCCUGAAAUCAAGCACCAAGCAAAAGACCACCAUUUUCAACACAUUGGCCAGUGAGAAGUCCUUAUCUGACUGCAAAAAGGAACAGCAAUGGAAACCUUCCAUGUAUGGCAGUAUAACUCCAGUUUGCUUUCCAAGCCCUCUGAUUGAGAAGCCAAUAGGCAAAGAAAGUAUGCCUCAGACUCCUCCCUUUUCAGCAAUGUUUGACAGCAGUGGUUACAAUCGAAACCUCUAUCAGUCUGCAGAGGACAGCUGUGGAGGGUUGUAUUACCAUGACAACAACCUCCUCUCCGGAUCCCUGGAAGCACUCAUCCAGCACUUAGUACCUAAUGUGGAUUACUAUCCAGAUAGAACAUACAUAUUUACCUUCCUACUCAGUUCUCGGUUAUUUAUGCAUCCUUAUGAGCUAAUGGCCAAAGUUUGCCACUUAUGUGUUGAGCACCAGAGACUAAGUGAUCCUGAUAGUGAUAAGAACCAGAUGAGAAAAAUUGCACCCAAAAUCCUUCAACUCCUCACGGAAUGGACGGAAACAUUUCCCUAUGAUUUUCGGGAUGAAAGAAUGAUGAGAAACUUAAAAGAUCUGGCUCACCGGAUAGCCAGUGGCGAAGAGCAGACAUACAGAAAGAAUGUCCAGCAGAUGAUGCAGUGUCUGAUCCGCAAACUUGCCGCGCUCAGCCAGUAUGAAGAAGUCCUGGCAAAAAUCAGCUCCACAUCCACAGAUCGGCUCACAGUUCUCAAGACCAAGCCACAGUCCAUACAAAGGGAUAUCAUUACUGUCUGCAAUGACCCUUACACGUUGGCCCAGCAACUGACUCAUAUAGAGCUGGAGAGGCUCAAUUAUAUUGGGCCGGAAGAAUUUGUUCAGGCGUUCGUGCAGAAGGGCCCUUUGGAUAAUGACAAGAGUUGCUACAGUGAACGGAAGAAAACACGAAACUUAGAAGCUUACGUGGAAUGGUUUAAUCGCCUCAGCUACUUGGUUGCUACAGAAAUCUGUAUGCCUGUUAAGAAAAAACACCGAGCAAGAAUGAUUGAGUAUUUCAUUGACGUAGCUCGGGAGUGUUUUAACAUUGGCAACUUCAACUCCUUGAUGGCGAUAAUCUCUGGUAUGAAUAUGAGCCCAGUCUCUCGACUAAAAAAAACUUGGGCCAAAGUGAAGACUGCAAAAUUUGACAUUCUUGAGCAUCAGAUGGACCCUUCAAGCAAUUUCUAUAAUUAUCGAACAGCUCUUCGUGGAGCAGCACAAAGGUCUUUAACUGCUCAUAGUAGUAGAGAAAAGAUUGUGAUACCAUUCUUCAGUCUCUUAAUCAAAGAUAUUUAUUUCCUCAAUGAGGGUUGUGCCAACCGCCUUCCCAAUGGCCAUGUCAAUUUUGAGAAAUUUUGGGAACUGGCCAAACAAGUGAGUGAAUUUAUGACAUGGAAACAAGUGGAGUGUCCAUUUGAGAGGGACCGGAAGAUCUUGCAGUAUCUGAUCACAGUACCAGUCUUCAGUGAAGAUGCUCUCUACUUGGCUUCUUAUGAGAGUGAAGGACCUGAAAAUCAUAUAGAGAAAGACAGGUGGAAGUCUUUAAGGUCGAGCCUCUUAGGCAGAGUUUAACACGUGGGAGCUGCCUGCCUGCUGCUGCUGCUGCUGCUGCUGCUGCUGCUUCCUGCAGAUCAUGGAGGGGCUGGCCUUUGUUUUCUGGCAUCUCAUACUCAGAACACUCAUGAAGACCCUGCAGUCAUUGGAGCACCCCGGUCAGCAAAGCAUGCAAGCUCACUCAAGACCAGAUGGAGAACUUAUUUCCUGCAGCUGACAGACUCCGAUUUUGUGAGACUGAAAUGUUCACUGAAGACACUUGAGAAAGAAUCCUCUAAAAAUCCCAGCUCUGCACAUGAUUCAUCUCCUGGAAUUUCCAUGUGAAUCACAGCUCUGCACCUGGAUGGAGUUUUCUUUUGUGUGUGUGUGUGUUCUUUUUUAUUUGGUUGAACAUUUGCUGCUAAUGGGACUUGCCCAGCUGAGUGCUGGCUCUGAGGAAGCCCAUGUUUCUUCUGUUAACUUAAAUGAAGAAGGGAGUGGAAGGAGGGGAUCUAAACCCGCGCCCCCGCAUUCCCCCCCGUUUAGAUCCCAAACCUCAGCUCAAUCAGUAUUGCCAGAGAGGGGUAAGACUGGUUGGAAGCUGACUGCGGACUUGGUUUCCCCUUAGUGUGUGCUGUGUUGUAAAUUUUUCUCCUCCCUCCUCCUACAAGAUUUUGAGUUGGCUGCUGGUUAGCAAACUCCUUUUUACCCGUAUAAGUUAUUUAAUAUAAUAAUGAAGCUCAACACUGUGGUAGGAAAAUAGCCACUAGAAAGAAAGAAAAAAAAAAGCAGAGUUUGUCAUUGGACUGCUUAACAUACUAGAAGGACUUUUUUUUUUUUUUUUUUUUUUUCCCCUUCUGAGCUGUUUACAACUGACCACUGUGUUCUACAGAUGUAUUUUUCAGUAGUUUCUUGUUACUUAGUUUUCCAUGAUGCCUUUUUUUUUCUCUUGUAAAUUUAAAUAAGCUGACUUUAAGGAUCUUGGGAAAACCCAUGGCAUAAUUACAAUUUAAUUUUUUUAACCGACUUUUCAUUAUUUUUGGGAGUCUGUUGGUAACUAAAGAUGUCAACAAAGAAUAAAUUGGAAAAGUUACCAUCCCCCCCGCCCCCCCGCUGUAGCAGUAAACAAAACAGAUGAAAAACACCUUGCUGUUAAUGGUUGAUCUAAUUGUGAAAUUGUUCACCUUGUUAAACAUCUAAGUAAGUCUGUAGUUGCUCUGCAAACAGCCAUUAUAUUUAUUUACUCUAGAAGAAACUGUAGAGUAGUAAUUCGUGCUAAUGAAAAAAAAAAUACCAUGUUCAAAACAGAUGUAUUUGAAAACUUAAUGACAUGGUUCCAAAAACUAGAGCAUGUAUGUAUGCUGUGCAUCAUCUCAGCAGACCUAAAAUAUCCCCAAGUUGUCCCUUUACAACCAUCAAUAUAUUUUACACUCUGCGGCCAGGA